CCAGAGACUUGAAGGAUGGCCUCCUCGGAUCUGGAACAGUUAUGCUCUCAUAUUAAUGAAAAGAUUGGCAAUAUUAAGAAAACUCUGUCAUUAAGACACUGCGGCCAAGAACCUACCUUGAAGACUGUAUUAAAUAAUAUAGGUGAUGAGAUUAUUGUAGUAAAUGAACUUCUAAAUAAAUUGGAAUUGGAAAUUCAUUAUCAAGAACAAACCAACAAUUCACUCAAGGAACUCUGUGACUCUCUUGAAGAAGAUUACAAAGAUGUGGAACAUCUCAAAGAAAACAUCCCUUCUCAUUUACCUCAAAUAACAGAAACCCAGAGCUUUGAUAAGGGAUCAAAUCUUGUCCCUGAAGAACCAGCCAAAGUUGAGGAACCAGCACCCACAAAGAAGCCCUCAAAAGAACAAAGAAGUAUUAAAGAAAUGCCAUUUAUAACUUGUGAUGAAUUUAAUGGUAUUCCUGCAUACAUGAAAUCCCGCUUAACCUAUUAUCAAGUUAAUGAUGUUAUUAAAGAAAUCAACAAGGCAGUGAUAAGUAAAUAUAAGAUCCUCCACCAAUCAAAAAAAUCUAUGAAUUCUGUAACCAGAAAUCUCUAUCACAGAUUUAUUGAUGAAGAAACAAAGGAUACCAAAGGUCAUUAUUUUAUAGUGGAAGCUGACAUAAAGGAAUUCACAACUUUGAGAGUUGACAAGAAGUUUCACAUGUUACUGAAUAUUUUACGACAUUGCCGGAGGCUGUCGGAGGUCCGAGGGGGAGGACUUACUCGUUAUGUUAUAACCUGAGACCCUUGUGAGUUUUCGAACAAAAAACAGUAGGUUCUAGAGGCUAUUCCUAGAAUUUUCUUAUAUAUACUUUCUUAGCUUUUUCAUUUUCCAUUCUUGUUUC
Messenger RNA from Carlito syrichta (Philippine tarsier), 886 nucleotides. RefSeq names its product spindle and kinetochore associated complex subunit 1 (gene SKA1). Gene Ontology annotation, biological process: cell division; chromosome segregation; mitotic cell cycle. The record is from RefSeq and is a predicted model, not a curated record. Gene Ontology annotation, molecular function: microtubule binding. Bases 16 to 783 code for a protein of 255 amino acids. NCBI's taxonomy places the organism in Eukaryota, Metazoa, Chordata, Mammalia, Primates, Tarsiidae. The transcript is spliced from 6 exons. Gene Ontology annotation, cellular component: spindle microtubule; outer kinetochore; mitotic spindle.